Apaloderma vittatum (bar-tailed trogon) is the source of this 1858-nucleotide messenger RNA. RefSeq names its product kinesin family member 19 (gene KIF19). The record is from RefSeq and is a predicted model, not a curated record. Gene Ontology annotation, biological process: microtubule-based movement. Lineage: Eukaryota; Metazoa; Chordata; Aves; Trogoniformes; Trogonidae. Gene Ontology annotation, molecular function: microtubule motor activity; ATP binding; microtubule binding.
AUGUGUGCAUCCUCCUCGGGCAAAUCACCCAGCCCUCAGCUGGCAUCAUCUCGCAGCUCAGCCACGAAGGAGCAGCAGCUUAGCCAUGUGUGUGUGUGCCGGUGGCCCUGCAUCCAUCCCAUCAGCAAAGCAGAAGCAGCAGAGGGAGCUGCCCUCGUCACGCGCAGAGUGGGCGAGAGGGAAAGGGUGGUCCUGAUGGAUCCAAGCGAAGAUCCAGAUGACAUCUUGCAAGCUAACAGAUCCCAAGGAAAACCAUUUGUAUUUGACAUGGUUUUUGAUCACAGUGCGACCCUGGAGGAAGUACAUGUAUCCACAACCAAAAGCCUGAUAGAAGGAGUCAUUUCUGGCUACAGUGCAACCAUUUUUGCUUAUGGUCCAACAGGAGGAGGAAAAACCUACACGAUAGGGACAGACUGUGAACCAGGGAUUUGCAGCCGUGCUCUGGAUGAUCUCUUUAAGGCCCUUGAAGCUACUACCGAGGAGAUGGAUUACAUGGUCUCCAUGUCCUACCUGGAGGUGAAGUGUCUGUGUUGCCUUGGAUCCAGCCUCUGUGGAGCAGGUGUAAUGGGAAACGGGGAGUCAAUCCACUGAAAUGCAGGAUCAACUCCAACCCCCUUUGCAGAUCUAAGGAAGAUCAUGCAGCUGUUAACAAAAGGAAACAAGCAACGCACUCAGGAACCCACUGCUGCCAACAAGACAUCCUCCUGCUCGCACGCAGUGCUGCAGGUGACAGUGACACAGAAAAGCUGGAGGAAGCCAAGGCUAGAAGUGCGAAUUGGAAACGUUUUCAUGGUCGACUUGGUGAGAUCAGAGAGAGCAGCCCAGUCUCAGAACUGGGGCAAGAAGAUGAAGGAAGGAGCCCACAUCAACCGCUCGCUCCUGGCGUUGGGCAACUGCAUCAACGCUUUGAGCAAGAAGGGAGGGAGCCGGGCCCAGUUUGUCAAUUUUGGAGACAGCAAACUCACAUGCCUGCUCAAGGACUCAUUAGGGGGUAACAGUAGGACUGUUAUGACUGCACAUAUCAGCCCAGCCAGCACCUCCUUUGAAGAAUCUCGAAUGACCUUGAUCUAUACCUGUCCAGCGAAAAACAUCAAGACGCAGGUGAAAUGUAACCUGCAGAACAUCUCCCAGCACGUUGACCAAUACACCAGCAUCAUCACGGACCUCCGCAGGGAGAUUGAGCAUCUGAAGGCAAGGGUCGAAAACCAGGAGAAGGAGAGAAGUGCAGUCAGCUUUGACCUUGGGGAACUGCACGGCAGAGGCAGGAGCAAGAAGUGUUCAGAGAGGCACCAAGGCUCUAACAGUGGCCAAGUCAUGAACACCUUGCGGAUGCAGCUGAUGGGGGCUUUCAGGGAGGAAACGGAGAUGAGUCGCAGCCUGAUGGAGCUGGAAAACACCAACACCUGGGAACGAGAAAAGACUCAGUAUGACAAGCCAGCAAAGGAGGAGAAAGAUGAAAACACAGAGGAGGAAGACAGAGAUGUCGAUAUCAGAGAUUCAUCUGAACCUCACAGAGUUAGAACAGCGAGAGAAGAGAUCAGCCUGCUGCUGGCAGAACAGCGCAAGACGGUGGCCCUGAGGACCGAGCUGGAGCAGCACUUAGCAAGCAUGGAGGAAAAAGCUUCCCAGGUGGAAGAGUUCUUCCCUAGGCACGUCACCAGGCAGGAUCAGCAGGAGGUCCUUGUGUCAGUCAGGAGCUCUACAGAGCUGUGUUUCAUGAAAACGUCAGAAGCUAACCAUUGGACUCCCUCAAGCCCCAAUACAAAUAAAGCUUGUGAGAACCACCUGCACCGAGCUAGACUGUUCCAUCAGUCAAAAGCUGCAACAAAGGUCAAGGUUCCUAUCGGCCACCGUUCAG